Athalia rosae (coleseed sawfly) is the source of this 7286-nucleotide messenger RNA. RefSeq names its product 1-phosphatidylinositol 4,5-bisphosphate phosphodiesterase epsilon-1-like. Gene Ontology annotation, biological process: phosphatidylinositol-mediated signaling; lipid metabolic process; small GTPase-mediated signal transduction. Gene Ontology annotation, molecular function: guanyl-nucleotide exchange factor activity; phosphatidylinositol-4,5-bisphosphate phospholipase C activity. The transcript has 15 exons. Lineage: Eukaryota; Metazoa; Arthropoda; Insecta; Hymenoptera; Athaliidae. The record is from RefSeq and is a predicted model, not a curated record. The coding region runs from base 1240 to 6342 and encodes 1700 amino acids.
AAACGUCCGACGUCGAGAGGGGAAUGAAGAAAAAAAAAUCAAAAGAAGAUCGGGAAGCUGGCGAGCCGUCUACCUCCACCGUCGUCGGUGUAAUCGAGACCGGGACGACGAGCGGAUCCUUCGACGUUGUUGGAGGAUUUUAAAAAACGGAACGCCUCCCGUCGUUUUAAUAUACAUUAUAAAAUUAUCCUCUCCAGCUACGACCGCGUGUACACGUGCGCCACAUUAUUCUGUAGCAGCUGAGAAUCUUACCGCAUAUAUAACUUUCGUCGUCCACCGUCAAACCGACUCCGAUCCGCGAGCCACCCCCGCAAUAAGGUCAUUCCGCUUCGGUUCGUACCGAUUGCUUCUCCGUUCACUUUUUUUUUUUUUAUAUCAGUCAGCGACUCCCGCUCUCGAUAUUCUACCGCUGAGCGGGAUGGAUCCUCCUCGCUCCCGUCUUUCUUCCUCUCUGUUCUUUUUGUAGCGCGCGCAAUAUCGAAUCUCGUUCAGAGUCUCCUCUUGAUACCGCCCAGCUGCAACCGGCUCUACCUACGGUGACGCACCGAUGCCCGGGGUCCGUCGGGCCUGAGAGCUGGACAGAAGGGAGUACGGAGGGGCGCCUUGGGGCGCCUUGGGGCGCCGCCGAUCCUCGUCGUCGAGCCCGGCGUCGAGAUUGCCGUCGAUGGGGCCCUCUUGAUGCCGAAUAGUGCUGCGGCGUGCGUCGCCCGACGACGAACAACGGCGAUCUGCCAAUCCCGUCGAAGCGGUCCUGCGUCCUCCACCUCACGUGGCCGCACCAUUACCUGAUAAGAGCUGGAGAAGCGGCCGCAGCCGCAGCCGCCUCAGAGCUCCGAGGAGCUGGAGGAUUUGCACAAGCUGCUACACUUCCCCGAGGAGGUGGCGAUCAGGUUGUCCGAGUGCGAGUACCAGUUGUUCUAUCAGGUGCCACCGAGCGAGUACCUGCGUCACGUAGCGCAGGACAUAUCAGCGUCCCGCAAGACCCCGAGGCCACCGCCGUCGCCGGGUUGCAACCCAAGCACAGCCAACAGUGCCACGCAGACCGAGGGGGGGGAGUGGGGGGGACUGGCACCCGUCUUCUCGUCUGUGCAGACCCUCAUCAACCGCUUUAAUGAGGUGAGCUCAUGGGUAACGAACGCUGUAACGAAUGGCGUCACCGUCGAAGAAAGACAGGCGGUACUGUCGUGCCUACUUCGGGUCGCCCAGACUUGCUGGAACACGGGAAACUUUAACUCGGCGAUGGAAAUCAUAGCGGGUCUCAAAUCCAACAAGUUGAAACCGUUCUGGCAGAGCGUUAACGAACCGCUACCGAUAUUGGAAGAUCUGUCCACGGCUCUGCUCUCUUCCAAAUAUGAACAAGCCUUGGCGAGAGCGUUGGCUAUGCCGGAGUGUCCGGUGGUGCCGUUUUUCGGGGCGUUUCUUCGAGAGCUGCGGGAAGCUCUGUCCGCUGAAACGAAGUACUCCGCAGCCGAUACCAAAGAGGAGAGUUCGCACGUCGGCGGUAACGAGGGUGAACCCCUUGAACAUGUGCCUUCAUCCUCGCCUGGCGCGAGGAUCACCGUGGAGAGUAAUGCGGAGGCACCCUCCGGCUGGAGUUCGUCGAACGCGUCGCCGAAAUUCCGUCUCGACAACGCGGUGGACGACACCCAGGCGGUACUCGACAAGGUCGCGCUUUUCCACCAGCACCAUCACGCCAGGGGUAAGGACGCGACCACCAGUUCGCUUCACCGGACACUGAGCAUCCACACGACCGCUCUCGAGCAGGCUUACAUGACGGAGGAAUGCGACGAGAACGAUUAUCACCUAGAUCUUGACACCUACCUGCCCGUCCAACCCCUGGCCAACGAUCACGGCGUCGCCCUCUUCCCGGUCGGCGCUCCCCACGCGGGGAUGAACCACCACGUCCUCCAGGUCCUCCACCACGGGACCACCCUCGUCCACUGGGACUGCGACGGAGGAACGUCCAGGACGGCGUUGGUCUACGCUAGGAUAGACAGAUCCUGCGGUACUUUCACCUGGGAGAAGCCGGCCUGGAGUCCGCUGAAAACGGCCUCACUCGGCGCGACCGUGACGGAGUUCUCCCUGUUCGCGAAUCCCGAGGAAACGUUGCCGGCCGGACUCACCACCAAGUACGCCGCCAGACUCCCCGACUGCGCGGCCGUCACCCUCGAGGACGGCUACCUCGACCUGAGCUCCGUCAAGGAAAUAAUGAUAGGCUGCUGCGACAGGGACAGGGACGCCGAUCUCAGGGCGAUCUGCAAAAGGUACGGACUUCCUGGAUCCGAUUCCUGCAUCGGACUCAUGUACGGCACCAGCCUCUCCGACAACCGACUGAUCUUUCUACUCUGCCCACCGGCUCUGAACAAAAUUUGGUACAUGGGACUCUGCUGGAUACUCCGCGGUCUGAAACGGCAGCAACAAUUGACCGACAGGAGAUCCCGUUGGCUGAAGGAGAAAUUUCUUCAGCUGUACUUCGAGGAGCCCGGAAUAAUGCCGAUUACCGCCGACGCGAUAAGAAUUUUCGGCGGACGCGACUGGGCGACUACCGACAGCAUCGGUACUCUUUCGCCGACCGGAAGCGGAACGAUGCGACGUAGGAACGUGAAGGGAAAGAAGACGAAGUCGAUCAGCAACAUACACGCGCUAACCAAGGAGCUGAGUUUCAAGCAGUACGACUCCUCGUCGUCCGACGGCGGUCUGACCACGGCGCCGCUGCGUCACAUCGCCGGUAGCAGGGAGUCCCUGACAAGGAUAAUUCCCGUCUCCCCGAGAUCGAGUAGGGAGAGAAUGCCUCCUCGAAGUCCCCCGGGAUCGGCGGAGAGAAUCGUCACCUCGAAUCUCCCCUAUUCGAGCUUGCAAAGUCUUUUGUGUGUUGCCAGAGACAAGGAGCGCAACGGAUCGAGCGGAUUAACCGGAGUGUCGGAAGCCCCGUGUCACGUUAAAGCGAGGGCGAAUUCCAUAAUGUACGAAACGCAGCUGAACUUCGUUGAAUUCGUCGCUUUGUUUCGAUCGUUCAGUCUCCGCGCACGCAAAGACCUUCGCGAUCUGUUUGGACAGCUGGCGAUCACCAGGCGAAGUCAGAGCGACGGAUCUCUACGGGAUUUCAACGCUCGCCCAUCCGUUCUGAGACAGACGAGCGAUUCGACUCCGCAACGAAUAGGUCUGUUGACGCGAAAUAAUUCCAUAGAUUGUCACGAGUACAAGACCAGCAGUAAUUUGCACAAGAAACAAAUAUUCGACGCCGUCGCGGCGGCCAGUAUCGUAAACAAUUGUUCCGGCGUCGAUACCUCCAAGUCGCAAGUAAUCACCCUCACGACCUUCACCAAGUUUCUGGAGUCGAGGCAACAGGAAAAAUUAACCGACGACGAAAUCAAAGCGUUGGUAAAGAGACACGAACCUGAUCCCGCGUUACGGACCCAAAUGUGUUUAUCCUUUGAGGGAUUCGCGCGGUACAUGAUGGACAAGGACAACUACGCUUUUGCCAACGAAUACGCCGCCCCCGUCGAGACCGAAAUGCAACAACCUUUGUCUCAGUAUUACAUCGCCAGUUCGCACAAUACCUACCUCACGGGUCACCAGCUCAAGGGCGAGUCUUCCGUACAGCUUUACUCCCAGGUCCUGCUGACCGGAUGCCGGUGCGUGGAACUCGACUGCUGGGACGGCGACGACGGUUCUCCGUUAAUUUACCACGGGCACACAUUCACCACGAAAAUCCCCUUUCGGCUGGUGGUAGAGGCGAUCGACAGAAGUGCCUUCGUCAGCUCUCCCUAUCCCGUCAUUCUCUCCUUGGAGAAUCAUUGUUCCCAGAGUCAACAGGCUCGAAUGGCUCAAAUCUUCCAGUCGGUGUUCGGUGAAAAACUAGUGACAAAAUUUCUCUACGAUUCGGACUUCGGAGAAGAUCCUCAACUGCCGUCGCCCUCUCAACUCCGAUACAGAAUCUUGAUAAAAAAUAAAAAAUUAGUCGUCGAUCCCGGCGGACCUCUGGCUCACGCGCCCCUAGGACAUCGCGGAAAAAUGCUCAUGUCCGACAGAGCAUCUUCCAUGAAACAAAUGCGAACUGACGCCAACGUUACUUCCAUUGUUGAAUACUUUAGCGAGGAUGAAGACGACGAGGACGACGAGGACGACGACUACAACGCCGACGAUAACUCGGUUUCGAGUUACGACAAGUACCUGGGAAGCAGUCACGUUCACCACGCCCGUCUAAAGUCGGACACCGCGGUCGACGACAAGUCCCAGAAACAGAGCAGCCAAAUAGCCAAGGAGCUUUCCGAUCUGGUCGUCUAUCUGCAGGCGAUUAAAUUCCGAGGGCUGAACACCACGCCGGGCGCGGGUCUCACUCAGACGAGGGUCCGUCACACGGGUCAAACCGGUCCGAUACAGCGUCACAGCAUAGCGGGAAUCGGCACCGGGGGCAUAGCCGCUUCUUCCGGAUCACCCCAGUCUCUGUCGACCUCGACGUCUCUAGCCAGCGGAGGCAACAACAUCGAGAACCUAUUCAGGUCGACGCGCGGUGUUCCCGCUUGCUUCCAGUGUUCGUCGUUGAACGAAAGCGCGGCGAAAAAAAUCUGUCGCAAACAGCCGCUCGGAGUCGUGGCUCACGCGGAGACUCAACUGAUCCGAACUUAUCCGGCCGGCAUGCGAAUAGACUCUUCGAAUUUCAAUCCGGUGAUAUUUUGGGCCUUCGGUAUCCAGAUGGUGGCCCUGAAUUACCAAACGGACGACGCCGCGCUGCAUCUGAACGCGACGAUGUUCGAACAGAACGGCCAGUGCGGAUACGUGAGGAAGCCUUCGGUCAUGUGGGACAAGAGUCACAUGAUGUACAGGAGAUUCAACCCCUGGGACAAGGAAUUCGACGGUCUCCACUCCGCGCAUUUGACGCUCUCGGUAGUUUCCGGACAGUACGUUUCGCCGACGAAUCUGUUGUCGAGCACCUACGUGGAGGUGGAACUCGUGGGUAUCCCGAUAGACUGCGCCAAACACAAGACUAAGGUAGUGCAGAACAACGCGCUCAAUCCAAUUUGGAACGAGAAGUUUUGCUACCAAGUUAUGUUCAAGGACUUGGCAUUCCUGAGGUUCAGCAUCGUCGAGGCGAGCUCCCACCAUCUGAUCGCCCAACGGGUUUUACCCCUCAAGUGCCUCAGGCCGGGAUACAGACACGUCAGACUUCGCUCCUGUAAAAACAAAGCCUUGGCCCUGUCGACGCUAUUCAUCUACUCGCGGCUGGAAGAGGAGAGUCUCGACUACGACGACACCUGCUGCCGGGAGCACAAGGAGCCGAAACGGGGACCCUCGACUUCGGGAAAGGAGACGGAGAAGCUCGUCAGCGUCGAUCCGGUACUCGGAGGGGUCACCUUGAAACGGCGAAUGUUCUUCCUGAUGGUCUACCACGUCGUCCCCGACGAACCCUACACCAUACUGAAGGUGACGCAGGAGAGUACGACGCACGAAGUGAUGCUCCAGGCCCUCCAGAAGGCCGCUAUAUCCGCGGAGCACGUCGACGAGUACAUUUUGGUCGAGGAAGUCUCGAGGGGAUGGGAGAAACGGGAACGCGAAGAACUGCCUACCCAGCGGGUCCUCGAUCCCUCGGAACACCCGCUGCAAGCCCAAGGCCUCUGGAAGGGGCAGGGUCGGUUCUUGCUUAAACGCGUCGGCGACGAUCCCAGCAGCAGAGCGUGGCUCGCCUCGAUCAGAAGUACCGCAGGUCACUCGAGGCUCAACGACGCUUCGCCCAGGGAUAAAUCGACGCACAUAUGGGACGAGGCGGACACCUUUCUCGUCUGUAUUUACAACGUGUCACCGGAGAUACCGUACGCUAUAUUGAGGGUGCCGAUCAGCAGCUCGGCCCAGGACGUCCUCGCCCAGGCCCUGGUUAAAGCCAGACGUAUGGAAGACCCCGUGAAAUUCGCCCUGGUCGAGGAACUCGAAUGGGGUGGCGUGGGCGCCGUUGGCAGCGGUAAUCGUCAGCAGCGAGUCCUGAGGGACGAGGAGAACGUGUACAGCACCCAAGCGCUGUGGAAGACCCUGGGAAGGUUCAUCCUUAGGGAACGGGAACAGGUAUUGCCGAGGCGUCAUUUGUUGCCGGCGACGCUCGACAGAUUGAGCAAAGGAUUUUCGGUGGGUCGGUCGGUUUCGCUGCCCGGUUCCAACAAGGAAAAGGUACCGGUAGCCGAGGCCUUGUCGGACCCGACUUCCAGGGGUUUCCGUCACAGACUUCUCCUACCCGGACGAAGAAGGGAGGUCCAUUCGGACGGCGAAGAGUCUCGCGAGUCCGAUAUUCUCAACGCCGCGUUGCACCUGAAGAAGGUUUCGCUGAGAAAGUUUCGCGUUUGGAAAUCCUAGCUAACAAAUUACACGAGGAAUUUAUUCCUCGAUAAUCCGUGAUGGAAAUUUUAGAAAUAACAGAUUUGCGAAGAUCUGCUGCUGCGUACGUGAGCGGGUGGACGGGGACUUAGGGUGAUAUCUGCGUGAUGAGAACCGCGAUAGACGUCUCCCCAAAUUACCUGCGUAACGAGAAAGAACACAAAUCGCGCAUGCAUCGGACAGACAUUUUUCUAUUCAAAUAUACUGCGACAGUGGCUUAAAUGGAUGUACGUAUUCUGAGCGUAUCGAGUCCGGAAUACAAGCAAUAAAUGUCCUACAAUUUUUCCUCACCCCGCUGGCGACGGACUUGAAAUUCCUAUACGAAAAAAAAAAAAAAAAAAACACAGUUAAUAAAUACACGAAUAAAUAAUAAAAAAAAAAAAAAAAAAAGGAACCCGAGAUAUCACAAUUCGUAACAAUAACAGCUGGUUUCCCAUAAAAGAUAAUACAAAGGAACAAUAAGAAAAGAAAAUAUGUACCAAACCGAAUCAAGGUUACGUUUCUCAUUUGCAUGUAAUAAUAAUAAUAUUAAUAAUAAUAAUAAUAGAGUAGAAAAAUUAUUAGUGAUAUUACUGUACGGUAAAUCGAUAAUAAUUAUUAUCGGACAAGGUACAGAGAUGACAUAAAUAAAUAUGAUACACGACUACAACUUAAGAUUGUGGCUGGAAAAAAUGAUUCAUGGCGUUCAAUUUCCUAAUCAGGAAAUCGUUCACGUCAUAGUUGAGAUUAUAUACCGUUGAUUGAAUUCACUUAAAGUUAUAUUUGGCCCGAGCGUUGACCAGAUUGAUUCGAGUUUACACAAAAAAAAAAAAAGUCCUUUAUCAAUGGCGUGAAGACGUUCAAUCAUUUUGAAUUUGAAAGAUAAUUAAAUAAAUAAAAAAAAAAAAAAAAAAGGUACACCUAACAAUAUAAAACUAAGAUAU